Molecule: messenger RNA, 2691 nt
Organism: Hypanus sabinus (Atlantic stingray)
Lineage: Eukaryota; Metazoa; Chordata; Chondrichthyes; Myliobatiformes; Dasyatidae
Gene: psmc2
Product: proteasome 26S subunit, ATPase 2
Exons: 12
Coding region: 125-1429 (434 amino acids)
Biological process (GO): proteasome-mediated ubiquitin-dependent protein catabolic process
Cellular component (GO): proteasome regulatory particle, base subcomplex
Molecular function (GO): proteasome-activating activity; ATP binding; ATP hydrolysis activity
Source: RefSeq, a predicted model, not a curated record
AGGUCUGGAGCGAAGGAUGCUGGGAGGUGGGUCUGGAUUUCGGCUCGGCGGAUGCUGGGAGGUAGCGACCGGUAAAGUGCUGUGUAACGCUUGAAGUCGAGAGCGAUUUAUUUUUGCCGCCGUCAUGCCGGAUUAUCUGGGAAGUGACCAGCGUAAAGCCAAAGAGGAAUCCAAAGAAGACGAUAAGCCGAUCCGAGCACUUGAUGAAGGAGAUAUCGCCCUCCUGAAAACCUAUGGUCAGAGUACCUAUUCCAGACAGAUCAAGCAAGUCGAGGAUGAUAUCCAACAGCUUCUCAAGAAAAUUAACGAGUUGACUGGUAUCAAGGAAUCUGACACCGGCCUGGCUCCUCCAGCAUUAUGGGACUUAGCAGCAGACAAACAGACUCUUCAGAGCGAGCAGCCUCUGCAGGUUGCAAGAUGUACAAAGAUUAUAAAUGCAGAUUCUGAAGAUCCCAAAUACAUCAUUAAUGUGAAGCAGUUUGCAAAAUUUGUGGUUGACUUAAGUGACCAGGUGGCUCCCACUGAUAUUGAGGAAGGAAUGAGAGUUGGUGUGGAUCGAAACAAAUACCAGAUACAUAUUCCACUGCCACCAAAAAUUGAUCCUACUGUUACCAUGAUGCAGGUGGAAGAAAAGCCAGAUGUUACCUACAGUGACGUAGGUGGUUGCAAAGAACAGAUUGCAAAAUUGCAAGAGGUUGUGGAAACUCCUUUAUUACAUCCGGAGCUUUUUAUAAACCUUGGUAUUGAACCACCAAAAGGAGUGCUGCUGUUUGGACCACCCGGAACUGGCAAGACUCUCUGUGCACGAGCUGUGGCUAAUCGGACAGAUGCUUGCUUCAUUAGAGUGAUAGGGUCAGAACUAGUGCAGAAGUAUGUGGGAGAGGGUGCUCGAAUGGUUCGUGAACUUUUUGAGAUGGCCAGAACAAAAAAGGCGUGCUUAAUAUUCUUUGAUGAGAUUGAUGCAAUAGGAGGUGCUCGUUUUGAUGAUGGUGCUGGUGGGGACAAUGAAGUUCAACGUACAAUGCUGGAGCUUAUUAACCAACUUGAUGGUUUUGAUCCCAGGGGUAACAUUAAAGUACUGAUGGCCACAAACAGGCCUGACACCUUAGAUCCAGCUCUGAUGAGGCCUGGACGUUUAGACCGCAAAAUUGAAUUUAGUUUGCCAGAUCUUGAGGGCCGAACUCAUAUUUUCAAAAUCCAUGCACGCAGCAUGAGUGUGGAAAGAGACACGAGGUUUGAACUGCUAGCUCGGUUAUGUCCAAAUAGUACAGGAGCUGAGAUCCGUAGUGUUUGCACUGAAGCUGGGAUGUUUGCUAUCAGAGCUCGCCGAAAGAUUGCCACUGAGAAGGACUUCUUGGAAGCUGUGAACAAAGUUAUUAAGUCAUAUGCCAAGUUCAGCGCUACCCCACGAUACAUGACCUAUAACUAAUUCAACUGUAAACAUUUUCUCUGUGACUACAAUUAGUCAUUUGUGCUGUUGACUAGUUCUAUAAAAUGUGAUGUUUUUGAUUAUCUUUAAAUGUAUUUAAUAACGGCAUUUCAGUAGAAAUAAAUCAACUUGUCUACUUAAACACUUUAAGGAAUCUGAUUUGUAGAAGAAUUUUAAACGGGUACGGAUUUAAAAUCCUAGCAUGCUUCUGGGUUACUUUGUAAUAGACUUGCCUUUAAAUGUGAAGUUUGGUGCCCCAUAUUGGGUCCUGAGUGUUAUUAAAAAGGUAAUGUAGUGUCACCUUCUGAAUUAGACACUAAAGAGGACUGCUUUUUCAGGUAAGUAUUGCUCCACAUUCCAGCAUUCGCCAUCUUGAGUCUCCUUUUUCAGUGGAAGUUGAAGCAAAAUCUACUUAAAGAAUAGUUGCUUUCCUGUGAGAGACAUAAUUCCCAUUGCAAAGUAAAAUUAAUCAUUCAGUUUGUUUAUGGACCCUGGUCACGAGAAAAUUGACUACCACAAUGGACUACAGAAUAAAUGUAUUGGUAUUGAGACAUGGUGGUUGUUAGCAGAGAACCAAAAUGUAAAUUAAAAAAUGCAAUAGCAUAACAAACCUAAUUGUAAUUAUACUGUAGCCAGGAAUGAUAAUAAAUUCUUUUGAGGAAUAAGUCCUGGUAUGUAUAUAAUCUUUUGCAUAUCCUUGGCAACUAUUAAAGUCACAUUUCUAAGAAUGAUUAACAUAUUUCCAUAUAGAUAAAUUAUGUAACAUUUAUAAAAAGACAUUCAUAACCACAGAUGUUAUACCAAGUUCUCCCAGACUACUUGGAUUAGCAAUUCGUUUACUUGUUUUCCCCUUAUAUUUCAAAUGCAAGGCAUACCAAUUUAACAAAUCAUUGAUCUGAACUUAAUAUACAAAUCUAGGUGUCACCAAAAUUUAUGAGGCCCACUUCUUAGGACAUCUUGGUUGAAUGCCUAAAGCAGUCAUAAUAAAAACAAAAUGCUGGAACUGCAUAGUGGGUCAGAGAAUUAAUGUGGUUUAUGACAUUGCUUUGCAAAGGAAAUAAAUUUUUUAAAAUGAAGUUUUGUGUAAUAGACAAGCAGAGAGAGCAAAAGCAAAUUUCUGAUAGUAACAAGGUAAAAGAAGCAAAGAGAAACCUUAUUGGAAGAUGAAGCAGAAUUUUUCUAGGCUUGCAUUUGUAUUGUUUAACAUUGUAUUCCUGGAAGAGAAGUGAGGAUGAAUAAAAUCAGAAUCGGGUUUAUUAUUA